This is a messenger RNA of Aethalodelphis obliquidens (Pacific white-sided dolphin), 834 nucleotides long. Its product is annotated as olfactory receptor 1094-like. Gene Ontology annotation, cellular component: membrane. Gene Ontology annotation, biological process: G protein-coupled receptor signaling pathway. Bases 1 to 834 code for a protein of 277 amino acids. NCBI's taxonomy places the organism in Eukaryota, Metazoa, Chordata, Mammalia, Artiodactyla, Delphinidae. Gene Ontology annotation, molecular function: G protein-coupled receptor activity; olfactory receptor activity. The record is from RefSeq and is a predicted model, not a curated record. The transcript is spliced from 2 exons.
AUGGGAGCAGGCAAUGCCAGUGAGUUGAGCGAAUUCUUCCUUGUGGGCUUCACCAAUGAGCUUCAGCUUCAGCCCGUCCUCCUUGCCCUCUUCUUCCUCAUCUAUGCAGUCACAGUAGUUGGAAACCUGGGCCUCCUUGUUCUCAUUGUGGUGAGCUCCCGACUCCACACUCCCAUGUAUUUCUUCUUCAGCAACCUGUCCUUUAUUGAUUUAUGUUAUUCUUCCAUUACCAUCCCCAAAAUGUUGAUGGGGUUUUUCUCUGGUUGCCAAAACAUCUCCUUCUCUGGUUGUGUGGUCCAGACAAGCUGCUUUGUGAUCUUUGCUGUCACUGAGUUCUUCCUCUUGGCCUCCAUGGCCUAUGACCACUACGUGGCCAUCUGCAGCCCUCUGCUCUACCAUAUCAUCAUAUUUCCAAGGUUCUAUUUGCAGCUAGUGGCUGCCAGCUAUGCAGUCCUUCGGCUCCUCCUGUUUGUUUGUGGUGGUUUUAAUGUGUCUGUGUCCCUUACAGUAGUCCUGGUCUCCUACACAUGUGUCUUCAUGGCUAUCAUCAGAAUCCCCUCAGCCCAGGGCAAACAUAAGACAUUCUCCACUUGUGCAUCCCACCUGACUGAUGUCAGUUUGUACUAUGGAACCAUGGUAUUCAUUUACUCGUGCCCAACCUCUGAGUACUUACUAGGCAGGGAAAGGCUGUUCUCUAUAUUUUACACAGUGGUCAUCCCCAUGCUCAACCCCAUGAUCUACAGUCUGAGGAACAAAGAUGUGAAGGAAACAUUUGGGAAUGUUCUCAGGAAGACCUCACAAUUCUUCCCCCUCCCCAUACCCAGAUUUCCAUGA